Molecule: messenger RNA, 1737 nt
Organism: Poecile atricapillus (Black-capped chickadee)
Lineage: Eukaryota; Metazoa; Chordata; Aves; Passeriformes; Paridae
Product: acrosin-like
Exons: 6
Coding region: 434-1558 (374 amino acids)
Biological process (GO): proteolysis; acrosome reaction
Molecular function (GO): serine-type endopeptidase activity
Source: RefSeq, a predicted model, not a curated record
GAGGGACCUGGGCGGGACAAACCACAAGACCGACCCGAGUGGGGACAGACCCGGGACGGGACAGAGCCGGUACUGGACAGACCCGGCAUGGGACAGACCCGGGACAGACCCGAUACGGGACAGACCCAGAAUGGGACAGAGCCGAGUGGGGACAGACCCGGUACGGGACAGACCCGGCAUGGGACAGACCCGGGACAGAGCCGGUACGGGACAGACCCAGGACAGACCCGGGACAGGACAGACCCGGGACAGACCCGCGCAGGCCCAGCGCGGGAGGUGACACCGCUGUCACCAAGGUCCCCCUGGCAGCGCCACCGCUCCAAGGUUCCACCCUCCGAGCUGCCCCUCUGUGACAUCAGCCCGGGCUGGUGGCACCGCCAGGGCCACCAGAGGUGACAGCUCCACUCCGCCUCUGCCACCUGCGCUGGCACCGAUGGCUCUGCUGGCCCUGCUCGUCCUGCUGGCCCUGGCCGGGCCCGUGGGGGGCACGUGGGACACCUGCAGAGGGACCUGCGGGCUCCGGCCCAUGGCCUUCGACCACAGCUCCGAGCUUCUGGAAUAUUCCUUGGAUGGCGAUUACAAACCUUUGGAUGGAGCCUCUCAGGACGGGGGUGGCACCGGGGUGCACCCGGGGGCCUGGCCCGGCAUCGUCAGCGUCCAGGCCCGGCUGGAGAACGGCACGUGGCACAUGUGCUCCGGGGCCCUCAUCCACCCCCAGUGGGUGCUCACGGUGGCACACUGCUUCGUGGGGACUGGGGACACCUCCAGGUGGGAAGUGGUGAUCGGAGCCACGGAUCUGAGCCAGCCGGGCCCCGAGGCUGAGCUUCGCCACAUCCUGAGGCUCCUGGUGCACCAAUAUUACAACCCGGCCACGGCCAGGAACAACAUCGCCCUGCUGGAGCUGGACCAGCCCGUGGAGUGCAGCGACUACAUCCAGCUGGGCUGCGUGCCCGACAGCUCCCUGGCAGUGGCCGAGCUCAGAACCUGCUUCAUCGCGGGCUGGAGAGCCAGCCCGGACAGCGCUCCCGGGCCGCGCCUGGUGCUGCAGGAGGCCAAGGUGCGGCUCAUCGACGUCCAGCUGUGCAACAGCAGCCGCUGGUACGGGGGGGCCGUGCACCCCCAGGACCUGUGCGCGGGGUACCCGCGGGGCGGCAUCGACACCUGCCAGGGGGACAUCGGGGGCCCCCUGGUCUGCAAGGACAACGUUGGUGACUACUUCUGGCUGGUGGGACUGGCCAGCUGGGGCCGAGGCUGCGCCGGGGCCAAGCGACCCGGGGUGUUCACGUCCAGCCAGCACUUCCACACCUGGAUCCAGGUCCAGAUGGGUUUGCUCCCACCAGAAGCUGAUGUUCCUCCACCAGAGCCCCUCCCAACCCUCUCCCUGGAGCUGGAGCUGGAGCCGGAGCCAGAGCCAGACUCGGAUUUUAGCGAUCUGGAGAAUCCCAACCCGGCGGACACGGGGGAAUCUACGGACCUUUCCUACCAACAACAGAUCCUGGGGAAAUUCCUCAACCUGCUGCUGGAGCUGCUGCAGUUCCUGAAAGGAAAGAAAGCCUGAGCAGCGGGAUGAGCUGAUCCAGCUGUGGCGAGCGUUCCCUGCCGGGGCAGUGGCCACGGGGCCAAGGUGAGCCCCGGUGCCCGGGGCUGCUGAGCCCUGCCCACGCUGACCCCGGCGCCCGCCCCGACCGUGAAUCCACUUUGGAUUGAAAUAGAAUUGUUCCUGUUUCCACUUCUCCA